GCAUUGGCACAAUUAAAGAUGAAAAUAAAGCAUUUAUUUGGUUAUUAAGAGCAGCAGAAUGUGAAGAACCCUAUUCACAAUUUGUCGUGGGAACUUGCUACAAUGACGGUAUAGGUACUGCAAAGAAUUCAGAAAAAGUGCUUGAAUGGUUUGUAAAGGCUGCUGAAGGAGGGAAUAUUAUGGCACUCCAAUUUGUCUCUGAACUUCUGUCAGGGCUCUUUGCCUAA
Molecule: messenger RNA, 227 nt
Organism: Racocetra persica
Lineage: Eukaryota; Fungi; Glomeromycota; Glomeromycetes; Diversisporales; Gigasporaceae
Source: the annotation of a GenBank genome assembly